ACGAACGGCCAUUUUUACCCCCAUUGAUUGCUGUUUGUGCAUAGGUGGUGAACUGAAAAGAAAGUAUCUGCGAUUAGUUUGAUUGCAAGUUUUUAUCUGCUCAGUUUGACCUAGAUACCCAACUGGAUUUAACCAAACUGAAAUUAUGUUUGUGUAUAACGUUACCGCUCUUCACAUUUCCUGUUGACAUCCGAUUUGGGAUAGAUGUCCGUAUAAACUGUCGCCCAAAUGGAAAUGGUGCCCAGCGAAGAAAACCAGCUCGUACCCAAAGAGCAGACAGAGAGUGCAGCUGAGGAGCCUCGUGUGCUGUGCAUCGUCCAGGAUACCACCAAUGCCAAGACGGUCAAUGAGCGUCUGACCCUUAACCUGCCGGCCUCCACGACCCUCUCCAAACUUGUCGAGGACGUGGCCCACAAGGCUGGCUAUGUGAACGGCACCUUUGACCUGGCCUGGGGCAACACGGCGGACAUGGCGCCUCUGGACCAGGCCAGCGAGAUGACCUUGGUGGAGUCGGGCUUCGAGGCGGGCAAGAAGAACUUUCUCCAGCUGAUCGAUAAGGAUGGGGAGCAGCCACAGAUCGCCUCAGACGAGUCAGGCACGGCGGACAGCAGCGGGCUGGACGACAGCUCCCAGGACCGCUUCAUCGGGCCACUGCCCAGAGACGGCACCGUGGGCUGCAGCAGCGACUACAGCAGUCCCAGCUACUCCUACUCCUCCAUCCUCAACAAGUCCGAGACCGGGUAUGUGGGGUUGGUCAAUCAGGCCAUGACUUGUUACCUGAACAGCCUUCUGCAGACACUUUUCAUGACUCCGGAGUUCCGAAAUGCACUAUACAAUUGGGAGUUUGAGUCGGAGUCAGAGGAGGACCCGGUGACCAGUAUCCCCUACCAGCUGCAGAGACUCUUUGUGCUCCUGCAGACCAGCAAGAAGCGUGCCAUCGAGACCACCGAUGUCACACGGAGCUUCGGCUGGGACAGCAGCGAGGCCUGGCAGCAGCAUGACGUGCAAGAGCUGUGCCGGGUCAUGUUCGAUGCCCUGGAGCAGAAGUGGAAGCAGACUGAGCAGGCGGAUCUGAUCAACCAGCUGUAUCAGGGCAAGCUCAAGGACUACGUGCGCUGUCUGGAGUGCGGCUACGAGAGCUGGAGGAUCGACACCUACCUGGACAUCCCUCUCGUCAUCCGGCCGUUUGGGUCCAGCCAGGCCUUUGGGAGUGUGGAGGAGGCUCUGCAGGCCUUCAUCCAGCCUGAGACCCUGGACGGACCCAACCAGUACUUCUGCGAGCGCUGCAAGAAGAAAUGCGAUGCCCGCAAGGGCCUCCGAUUUCUGCACUUUCCCUACCUGCUGACCCUGCAGCUGAAGCGCUUUGACUUCGACUACACCACUAUGCACCGCAUCAAGCUCAACGACCGCAUGACCUUCCCCGAGGAGCUCGACAUGAGCCCCUUCAUCGAUGUGGAGGAUGAGGUGAGCGACCAAAAACCCAGGAAGUCUCCUCAGACGGAGAGCUGCACCGACAGCGGGGCAGAGAACGAGGGCAGUUGCCACAGCGACCAGAUGAGUAACGACUUCUCCACGGACGACGGCGUGGACGAGGGCAUCUGCCUCGACAGCGCUGGCAGCACAGAGAGGGUACUGAAGCCAAAGAGCUCGCUGACCUUUGAGCUGUUCUCAGUCAUGGUGCACUCUGGGAGUGCGGCAGGGGGACACUAUUACGCCUGCAUCAAGUCCUUCAGUGACGGCCAGUGGUACAGCUUCAACGACCAGCACGUCAGCAAGAUCACACAGGAUGACAUCAGGAAGACAUAUGGAGGGUCCUCAGGGAGCAGAGGCUAUUAUUCCAGUGCCUUUGCCAGCUCUACAAAUGCAUACAUGCUCAUAUACAGGUUGAAAGAUCCCACAAGGAAUGCAAAGUACUUGGAGGCGGACGAAUUCCCAGAGCACAUAAAGCGUCUCGUCCAGAGAGAGAAGGAGUCCGAGGAGCAAGAGAAGAGGCAGAGGGAGAUCGAGCGCAACACGUGCAAGAUCAAGCUGUUCUGCAUGCAUCCGGUGAAGAACAUGAUGAUGAUGGAGAACAAGCUUGAAGUGCACAAAGACAAAACGCUCCGUGAAGCCACAGAAAUUGCGUACAAGCUCAUGGAUCUGGAGGGCGUGGUGACGCUGGACUGCUGCCGGCUGGUGAAGUACGACGAGUUCCACGAGUACCUGGAGCGCUCGUACGAGGGCGAGGAGGACAUGCCCAUGGGCCUGCUGCUCGGCGGGGUCAAGUCCUCCUACAUGUUCGACCUGCUGCUGGAGACGCGGCGGCCCGACCAGGUCUUUCAGCCCUACAAACCGGGAGAGGUCAUGGUGAAAGUCCAUGUUGUGGACUUGAAGAGCGAGACCAUCGCCCCUCCUGUGAGUGUCAGGGCUUACCUGAACCAGACGGUCACAGAGUUCAAGCAACUCAUUGCACAGGCCGCGGGGCUUUCUGCAGAAACCAUGCGUGUCGUCCUGGAGCGCUGCUAUAACGACCUUCGGCUCCUCUAUGUGCCCAACAAGACACUGAAAGCAGAAGGUUUCUUCAGGAGCAACAAGGUGUUUGUGGAAAGCUCUGAUUCUGCCGAUCACCAGGUCACUUUCACUGACUCCCUUUUGUGGAAACUGCUGGACCGCCACGGGAACACAAUCCGACUGUUUGUCUCCCUGCCUGAGCAGUCGCCAGGCUCCCUGGUCAAUAGAACUAGUUGCCCCAAGGCAGGCGCCCCCGGUGGCGGCGGCGGGGACUCUGAGGACUCUCUGGAGGGGGGAGCCAAGGGCAGCAGGAAGUCUGUGGAGGCCAUCCUGGAGGAGAGCACCGAGAAGCUCAAGAACCUGUCUCUGCAGCAGCAACAGCAGCAACAGCAGCAGCAGCAACAGCAGCAGGGUCUGCUCAGCAGUGCCAGCGGCAGUGGCAGCCAGAAGAGCUCUGACCACAGCGACUUCGAGCACAUCAGCUCCCUGACCCAGGAGCCGCAGUCGGCGUCCACCUCGCAGCCGGUCGCUGCUGCUGCUGCCACCGUAGCCGCUGCCGCUCCUGCCCAGGCUGCCCAGCAGCCCCUGCCACCGCAGCAGGAGAGCCGGACGCUCGCCGGGGGCAGCGGGAGCGGGAGCGUCGGCGGUCCCAGCGGUUCCGGUGCGGCCACCACCAGUGCCGCGUCUGCCGCCGCUGUCGCCUCCACCUCCGACCCGGAGGCCCAGUUCCCGCUGGAGGAGCGCUCGGACUCGGACAUGAACAACGACCGCAGCACGAGCUCGGUGGACAGCGACAUCCUGAGCUCGAGCCACAGCAGCGACACGCUGUGCAACGCCGACAGCAGCGGCCCGCUGCCGCUGGCCAACGGCCUGGACUCGCACAGCAUCACCAGCAGCCGGCGCUCCAAGGCCCACGAGGGCAAGAAGGAGACGUGGGACACGGCCGAGGAGGACUCGGGCACCGACAGCGAGUACGACGAGAACGGCAAGAGCAAGGGCGAGGCCCAGUACCUCUACUUCAGGGCAGAGCCCUACACGCAGGAGGAGGGCACGGGAGAAGGACAGAAAUGUCUACUGGUCCACGUGGACAAGAGAAUCACACUGUCGUCGUUCAAGCAUAACCUGGAGCCCUUCGUGGGCGUUAUGUCCACGCAGUUCAAAGUGUUCCGCGUCUACGCCAACAACCAGGAGUUCGAGAGCGUCCGGCUAAACGAGACGCUCUCCUCUUUCUCCGACGACAACAAGAUAACCAUUCGGCUGGGAAGGGCGCUGAAGAAAGGAGAGUACCGAGUGAAGGUUUAUCAGCUGCUCGUCAAUGAUCCCGAGCCCUGUAAGUUCCUGGUGGACACGGUGUUUGCCAAAGGGAUGACCGUGAGGCAGUCCAAAGAGGAGCUCCAGCCUCUGCUGAAGGACCAGUGCAAGCUGGACCUGAGCAUCGACAGAUUUCGCCUCAGGAAGAAGACCUGGAAAAACCCCGGGACGGUGUUUCUGGACUACCACGUCUACGAAGAAGACAUCAAUAUUUCCAGCAACUGGGAGGUUUUCCUGGAGGUUCUCGAUGAACCAGAGCGGAUGAAGUCCAUGUCCCAGCUGGCAGUGCUGACCCGCCGCUGGAGGCCGUCCCAGAUGAAGCUGGAGCCCUUCCAGGAGGUGGUGCUGGAGAGCAGCAGUGUGGAGGAACUCAAAGAGAAGCUCAGUGAACUGAGUGGUAUUUCCCUUGAAAACCUGGAGUUUGCCAAGGGUCGAGGGACAUUUCCUUGUGAUAUCUCGGUGUUGGAGAUUCAUCAGGACUUAGAUUGGAACCCCAAAGUGUCCACCCUCAACGUCUGGCCGCUGUACAUCUGUGAUGACGGAGCUGUGGUCUUCUACAGGGACAGCGCGGAGGAGCUGGUGGAGCUGUCGGAGGAGGAGCGCAGCGAUCUGAUGAAGAAGGAGAGCAGCCGGCUGCUGAAGACGGGCCACCGCGUCAGCUACUCGCCCCGCAAAGAGAAGGCCCUCAAGAUCUACCUGGACGGCGGGCCGGCCAAAGACUCCUCCGAGCAGAACUGAGGCCGCGGCGAAGCCCGCCCCUUCCUCCUCGAAGCGUUCUCUCUCUCUCUCUCUCUUGCUCUCUCUUUCUCUCUCUAUCUCUAUCUCUCCCUCUCUCUCUCUUUCUCUCUCUCUUUUUUUUAAAUAAAUAAAAGAAGAAAAAACUUU
Molecule: messenger RNA, 4686 nt
Organism: Sardina pilchardus (European sardine)
Lineage: Eukaryota; Metazoa; Chordata; Actinopteri; Clupeiformes; Clupeidae
Gene: usp47
Product: ubiquitin specific peptidase 47
Exons: 28
Coding region: 229-4539 (1436 amino acids)
Biological process (GO): protein deubiquitination
Cellular component (GO): cytosol; nucleus
Molecular function (GO): cysteine-type deubiquitinase activity
Source: RefSeq, a predicted model, not a curated record